Molecule: messenger RNA, 2049 nt
Organism: Seriola dumerili (greater amberjack)
Lineage: Eukaryota; Metazoa; Chordata; Actinopteri; Carangiformes; Carangidae
Product: protein unc-119 homolog B-like
Exons: 5
Coding region: 82-813 (243 amino acids)
Biological process (GO): lipoprotein transport; nervous system development; cilium assembly
Cellular component (GO): cilium
Molecular function (GO): lipid binding
Source: RefSeq, a predicted model, not a curated record
CCAUCUUCUUCUUCUAGCUUUUAUCAGAGGGGGAGACAGCAGUUACUCCUUCGAGCAGAGAGGAGCCGAGGAGAGUCAAAGAUGAGCGGAGCCAAAGCCCGCAGCGACGCGCCUGUUGCUGAAAACGUCUCCAGCGGCGGGCACAGCACUGCGGCUCCUCCGCGGGACCGCAAGCCUGGUGGAGGGGUUCUAAAGAGGCUCAAGUCCCGGAGGAGCCAGGUGGACAGUAGGCCCGUCACGGAGGAAGACCUGCGGAAACAGAGUGGACACAUCACGCCGGAGGAUGUGUUGGGACUGCGGGUGGCAACGCGAGGGUAUCUCUGUAAACCAGAGGACAAUAUUUAUAACAUUGACUUUGUGCGCUUUAAGAUCAGAGACCUGGAGACCAGCACUGUCCUAUUUGAGAUUGCUAAACCCCCACAUACAGAGGAUGAUGAGGAGAACAGAGAGGCAGAUGCCAGCGCAGGCCGAUUUGUACGUUACCAGUUCACCCCAGCCUUCCUCCGACUGAGGACCGUGGGAGCUACGGUGGAAUUCACCGUUGGAAACCGGCCUUUAAACAACUUCCGCAUGAUUGAGAGGCACUACUUCCGUGAUCACCUGCUGAAGAGCUUUGACUUUGACUUUGGCUUCUGUAUCCCAAACAGCCGUAACACCUGUGAGCACAUCUACGAGUUCCCUCAGCUGUCUGAGAGCCUGGUCCGUCAGAUGGUGGAGCGUCCUUAUGAGACCCGGUCAGACAGCUUCUACUUCGUCGAGAACAGACUGGUCAUGCACAACAAGGCAGACUAUGCUUAUAAUGGAGGACAGUGACAGGGAGUAACUGCCUGCUAGCAUGCAAACACAAGCACAAACAUGUGCAUGCACACACAUGUACUCACAUUUAUAGCUAUACAUAUACACACAUGCAUCGACAUGGCUAAACAUACAUACAGUUGAUUCACUCACAGCUACAGACACGGUUGAGUUACCUAUUGUGUUUGUAAAGAUGAAUUGCCAUUCAUUGCUGACAUUUUCAGGGGAUUUAUUUGAUAUUGCAGUAGGUCAAUAUCACUCUGUACUCUGACAUCUAAACAGGAAGCUGCUGUUAGAUAGAGGUUCAAACGGGUUAAUUUAUCUGUUUUUAAUUAUGGACAGAUUGCUUUAAAACCAAAGAGGACUCAUCAUUCUAGUGGCCAUGUGAUGUUUGUCUCAAACAGACCAAAUGGUUAUUAGAUAGAUGGUUAGUCUCCUCUUAGCAAUUUUAAAAGUGUCCUACCACCCACUCAAAGCACAGGCACACAUUUGCACACACACACUCAAUCCCCAAGUGACACACAUAGUGUUUACGCAGUGUUUGUCAGAAGCAGCUGUUCUCAGAGCUGCCGCCUCCACAAUCCACUCCAGACAAUAUCGGGGGAGAAAGAGAGAAGCCAUCCACAAAAACACUCCUGUCAAACACACAUGGUCACUCCUGUGAUCCUCUCCCCACCUCCCUCUCCUCUUUCACUUUCAUACGCACAUAAACACAUCAGAAAUAGUACUGUACAUUGAUCAGAGGUCUCUGAGAUAUUACUCUUUUAUUUUCGUUUUACAUUUUUCUCUGGUUGAUAACACGGAAACUGAUGUAAUUGGAACUUUUGACUGCGACCAAAUAAGCCUUGAGUAAUAAACAACAGUAAAAAAGGAAGUUUCAAGUAGAAAAUGCUCAUCGUUUCAGAGAGGGGCAGAUAUGAUUUGCAUAUGAUGAUAUAAACCAAAAAAGGGAAAGAGUUUCAUAAAUUAUUUGGCAUUCAGUGUGAUAAAAAUGAAAAAUAAGUAUACUCGGUCCAAGGAAGAGGUUGGGCUUCCUUAUUUGAAAGUCACCUCAAAUAUUCUUAACCCCCAUCUUAGUUAAACCACCUGUAUUUUUAAAUCAUUCCUUUUGUCAUGCACAUCUUGAAACAUCAAAAUCAAGUUAGAUUAUGUUGGAAUAAUUGAGUGGUAUUUCUUCUAUCUAGAUAGUGUACCUCCUCUUUGUACUUUGUAAACUUUGGUGUUCAGGGUUAAAGGUUGUGUUUGUAAAAAAAA